AUGCCCACAAAGCGCAAAUUUAGCGCAAGGUUUCCCACGGUUGAUGUUAAGGCCCGAAUCAAAAAGAUCAUGCAAUUGGAUGAUGAAAUCGGGAAGCUCUCGGCUACCGUUCCGCCUGUUGUUUGUAAGAAAUGUGAUAUGCUCAAAUUUUCAGCCCGAGCAUUAGAAUUAUUUGUUGAGCAGCUAUUAACAAAGGCGUACAAACUGACCAUCUCCAGAAAUUCAAAAACUAUUCUGCCUUCUUAUUUGAAAGAGGUUAUAGACACUGAAGAGGUCUUCGCCUUUCUAAAGCCGAUUGUCGCUCAUGUCGCACCUGCAAAAUCGCUUGAAGAGUCGAAAACACGAAUCAAUGCGGUAGUUUCGGAGGGGAAGUCGAAACAAAAGAAUGGAUCUAGUGGGCGUAAGCGACAGAUUGAUGAGUGCUUAUCCGACUGUAUUUUAUCGGAUGAGUCAGGACCCUCCAAUUCUUCCAAAAGUAAUGGCCGCAGGAAGUGUUCGCGCUCGAAGGAUCAGGGCAUUACUCAAAGCGAGAGUUCAGUUGACUUGCGUACUGUCGAACUUGGACACCUGGAGACCGAAUGUGGUAUGAAGAAUCCCAUACGACUAUGCAUUUCCCAAUCUCAAAUAUUGCGUGCCCUCAGCUUAACUACACCCACACCCUUCCACUUUCCUGCCUGUCUUGCCCCUCCGAAUGAAUGCUACAUUGCUCAAAUUCACUGCUCGUUUGGUGGUGGUAAUUCCAUCAUCUCUUUUAGGAAGUUGCAUGCACAACUCAUUACAGGAUGUAGCAAGCCUGCGAUUCGGAAUCAGUGA
Molecule: messenger RNA, 813 nt
Organism: Echinococcus granulosus
Lineage: Eukaryota; Metazoa; Platyhelminthes; Cestoda; Cyclophyllidea; Taeniidae
Product: Dr1-associated corepressor
Exons: 5
Coding region: 1-813 (270 amino acids)
Biological process (GO): positive regulation of transcription by RNA polymerase II; transcription by RNA polymerase II; negative regulation of transcription by RNA polymerase II
Cellular component (GO): nucleus; negative cofactor 2 complex
Molecular function (GO): transcription corepressor activity; RNA polymerase II general transcription initiation factor activity; core promoter sequence-specific DNA binding
Source: RefSeq, a predicted model, not a curated record